UUGUCUCAUUGUCAAAUGGAAGGUGUGGAAUGCCCUUGGAAAAAUGUAGACGUAGAGAGUAUUAGAUGGAGGUAUCCUUCAUCUGAUACAGAAAACCUUCGCUAUUCUGUAUUCAGAGAUCUGUGGGAGAAAGACUAUUAUAUAACUGGAGGUUCAAAAUUUGGAGGUGAUUUUCUCGCCUAUGAAGGUGAUCCUCUGAAAUAUCAUGCUUUAUAUAUUGUGAUCUGUAUAACUAAUACAACUGAAUUUCAAGCUACUGAUAUUGUUACAUAUGGCAGACUAGGCCAUCAAGUGAAGAAAACUGUUGUAUUAGCAUCAUUAAAUGAAGCUGGAAAUAUUGUGUAUAUAUCUUUAAAUUGGGCUCCUGAAAUUGCCUAACUGUAUAAUAAUUUCAUGAAUUGAAUAAUUGUGGUUUAUAAAUAAAAAAUUGUGUGUGUAUUACAAAGAA
Molecule: messenger RNA, 448 nt
Organism: Stegodyphus dumicola
Lineage: Eukaryota; Metazoa; Arthropoda; Arachnida; Araneae; Eresidae
Gene: Tsen34
Product: tRNA splicing endonuclease subunit 34
Biological process (GO): tRNA-type intron splice site recognition and cleavage; tRNA splicing, via endonucleolytic cleavage and ligation
Cellular component (GO): tRNA-intron endonuclease complex
Molecular function (GO): tRNA-intron lyase activity; nucleic acid binding
Source: RefSeq, a predicted model, not a curated record